Medioppia subpectinata is the source of this 3645-nucleotide messenger RNA. NCBI's taxonomy places the organism in Eukaryota, Metazoa, Arthropoda, Arachnida, Sarcoptiformes, Oppiidae. The record is from the annotation of a GenBank genome assembly.
AUGGAUGUGAAGACCAAACUUGUGGUCAAAUCCAAAACCACUUCACAAUUAAAAGCCAAACAAUUUCCACGACUUCUCAAAGAUUUGGAGAAAUUUAAUAAAAAGUUAUUAAAGGAGAAGACACUGAAGACCACUGGUCUGAGUGCUGAUGACUAUGACAUGGAUGUGAUGUCUCAUUACAUCGAGAGUGAGGCCAACAGUGAACUGACAGAAGAGACCGAAGUGGAGGAGACAAACAGUGGUAACGAAUGGUUCGAUAGCUGUGUGGAUGUGAUGGCUCCAGAAACGGAACAAAUGACUGAAUUAAUUGAUGGAUUUGGCGGACACUCGAGUAGUGGUAAGAAAAGCGCCAAUAAAUCGACAAAACAGACAAAAAGCAGUCGAAAACAGGAAGAGUUGAGACAAGAGUUGAGGGAAAUGGACGUGAAAUCGAAAGCCUCGAGUCUAAGAAGUUCUCUCAAGAGUUACAUUCAUUCGUGUAUUUACGCGGAUUUUGUAUCGAAAGCGCAUUCAGUACUACUUUAUUACCGAAGCAAACAAUUGAAGGCAUUUACGAUUGGGAACAGAUGUGAAGAGUCCAAUGCGAUCGAUGUAUCCGUUUAUAACGUGUUAUUGAAAGGUUGGGCCCAAAGGGGCAAAACAUUGAGAAUCAAAGAGUUGCUAAGUUUGAUGAAAUCGGCUAAUGUUAAGCCUAACAACGAAUCUUUCGCUUAUUAUUUCCUAUCAUUGGGACGACAAACGAAUCCACCGACUGUUCAAGAGGUCAUGUCUGCCGUCCAACAAAUGGCCACAAAUGACUUAAACACUCAACAAGUGUUUGAUAACUGUUUUAUUAAUAAAGAGGAAAGAAAUGUUAUAUUAAGUCUAUUAAACAAAUCAGUGCCGCAUUUAAGGCCAAAUGCUAUUACAUUUCGCAAAGAAUAUUCUUGUAAUUUAAUGAAAUCAAUCGAAACAUCGGAACAAAAGCCUUACAAUCCGUGCGAAGACUUAGAUUUGAGUGGUUUGGAGUCUGCGGUCGAACAACAGUUUGGGUUAGAAAUAAACGGCAAUAUUAUUAUCAAAUCAAUAGUUUGUGACGAUUUGAGUGACGCUAACGACAAGAGAAAGAAAUAUCUGAAGAAUCAGUGGAACAAAAGCGAAGACGAGUGGAGAGAACUGCUUAAAGAGGCGUUUCUCAGACAAAUCAAGACUUUGCAGAUGCAGUCAAACGAAAUCAAAGGAAUGACUUUAUAUCCAUAUUUAGCUGUUUUGGACACAAAGUAUUACAUCGAAGCUAUGAUUGAAGAGAUCAGGCUUUGCGCUAAUAUGAGUGAAUACUAUAGCCCUCCUAUGUCUGCGCUUUACUCCAAUUUAGGCAAAAAACUUAUGCUUAGAUAUUUGGUUAAGACUCAUAUUAGAGACGGAACCGCUCAAGACUUUCAAGAAUUAUAUAACAAAUACAUAAAUUACUAUAAAAACCCAUCGAUGACCACACAAUACAAUUCAAGACAGUUCUGGCAAAAAGCGAUGACUGAUAACCAACACAAUUAUAACAAUAAUAUCCGCUACAAAGUGUGGCCGUUUCACAUACAGGUAGGCGUCGGACACUUUCUCUACGAUCUCAUCAUUCAGGAAACCAAAAUUGAUGCAAAUAUAAUGAACAGCAAAAUUGCUGUCAAACGAAAAGUGCCCGCAUUUGGCAUUUCAUACAAACCCAUCGGUAAUCUUAAAUAUCAAAAGGAAUUCCGAGCGCAUCCCACUAUCACCAAACUGUUCCGCAGAGUAUGUUUAGAUAGUUUGGUGUUUGACAUAAAUAUGCUGCCAAUGCUUUGUCCGCCGACGCCAUGGGUUUCUCCACGAUUUGGCGGCUAUUUGUUAUGUAAAACAGAUUUUGUCCGAAUGCCAGACACUUACCAGAAAUGGAUUUAUAAUACUUACGACAAUCAGAAACUAUACCCAGUUUUUGAUUCGUUAAAUUACCUGUCGAUGUGUCCCUGGAUUCUCAACAGCAGAGUGUUAGAUGUGGCGACACAUAUAUUCCGGAACAAAGGGGACCUCAAUCUAAGUAUUCCCAAACCUAUUACAGAAUUCCCUCCUCUGCCUAAAGUGGAACAAUCGAUGUCCAGAAGUGAUAAAAUCCAAAGAUUCCGUCAAAGGUUUCAACAAAAGCGAGAAAUGGCCGAAAUGUACAGUUUAUGGUGUGACUGUCUUUACAAACUCUCGAUUGCAAAUCACUUUCGAAAUAAGAUAUUUUGGUUUCCAAACAAUAUUGACUUCAGAGGCCGUGUAUAUCCAGUUCCGCCGCAUUUCAAUCAUUUGGGUAAUGAUUUGACGCGUUCUCUAAUGUUGUUCGCGAAGGGCCAGCCUUUGGGAGAGGACGGACUCGAUUGGCUUAAAAUACAUUUAAUAAAUCUGACGGGACUUAAGAAGCGAUCGUCAAUGGCUGAGAGGCUGGCGUUUGCUAAUGAAAUAAUGCCACUUAUUAUAGAUUCGGCGGAUAAUCCAUUGGAUGGUUGCAAGUGGUGGAUGCAAAGUGACGAGCCGUGGCAGACACUCGCCAGUUGUGUGGAGAUUGUAAACGCCAUCCGAAGUCCAGAUCCAACGCAAUAUAUCAGUCAUUUUCCUGUACAUCAAGACGGCUCGUGUAAUGGUUUGCAACAUUACGCAGCGCUCGGUCGCGACCAGAUCGGCGCCGAAUCAGUCAAUUUACAUCCGGCCGACAGACCGCAGGACGUGUACAGCGAUGUCGCCGCUCUCGUCGAGAAACAGAGAGCGAGAGACGCUAUGGAUGGCCACGAAGUCGGCAAACUUCUUGACGGAUACGUCGGUCGCAAAAUUGUCAAACAAACUGUUAUGACAUACGUAUAUGGAGUGACCAGAUUUGGCGCUAAACUUCAGAUAUAUAAACGUCUGAAAGAGAUCGACAAGUUUCCCAAAGAGCGAGCAUUUUCUUCCGCAAUAUAUUUAACACAAAAGACAUUUUUGUCGAUUCAGGAAAUGUUUACCGAAACGCGUUGUAUUCAGGAUUGGCUGACGGACUGCGCCCGACAGAUAUCACGUGUCUAUGAAAAGCCUGUUGAAUGGAUCACUCCAUUGGAGUUUCCUGUCAUUCAACCCUAUCAUAAGAGUAAAGCAAAAAUUGGAGAAACAUUUCUGGGCAUUGGAAGCGAAACGAAUCUAAAAUAUUUGUGUCGUUCCGACGCUUUUCAGAAACCAAAUUCAUUGAAGCAAAAGAACGCUUUUCCCCCAAAUUUCAUUCAUUCUCUGGACUCGUCUCAUAUGAUGUUAACAGCCCUUCGUUGCCAUCGGGAAGGCCUGACGUAUGCGUCAGUUCACGACUGUUUCUGGACUCACGCUAAUUGUGUUCAUCUAAUGAACCGUUUCUGUAGAGAACAGUUUGUAUCCCUUCAUAACGAACCCAUUUUAGAUGAUUUAGCGCAUCAUUUCAUCCGUAUCUACGGCUCAAUGCCUUCUAAUGCAUCCAAAGCUGAUGUCAAUAAGACUUUGGAACUGUUGGGCAAAAGAUUAACAAAAGGAGAUUUUGUAUUGGAAAAUGUGCUCAACUCUGUCUACUUCUUCAGUUAAUUUCAUACUAGUUAUACAAAUCGAGUCAAUAUAUAACACGUUAUUAAUCAUAAUUAUAAAAUUAAUUAAUUAAUUUUUUAC